CCGCUCGUCGCCCGUGAUGUAGUAACUCCCUCUACAAAAUGGCGAGUGAUAUGAAGGCAAGAAGAGCUAAAUUGACUAUCGCGGUUUUGAGUAAUGGAACUUGCUCAAGUAUGACAAAUAGGCGAAUUAGAUGAAAAGUAGAAACGCUGUUUGGGUAGCGGCUCAUUCUGGAAUGGAAAUAGUCCUUUGAAGCAAGCCUUGAACAUACAAAAUGGUUUGCCAUGUUCAUGUGACUUGGGUUACUUUGUAGUUUUGGUGUGAGGACAGGAUUUCGUUAUGCGUCUAAACUUGAACUUUUCGUUUUGAUUCUUUCUGUGUCACGGCCACUGUAAGUUAUUUCCCAUCGCAGUGUUGUUUUCACUGUCAAAUUGUGGAAGAUGUCAAAGAGGAGCACUAAGUUCAGAUGGAUAAAGGGGGUAAGUUUCUAAAGAAGUUGUGGUGCUGCGUCGGUGGGAGGGUAUAACAGGUAAUUUAGUGAUAAAAACUGAGUUGAAAUUGUAAAUUGGCCACCGUAAAGGGUAAAAAGCUGAAGUUUCGAGCGUUAGCCCUUCGUCAGAUGUAGCUUAUCAUGGUGAGUCAUGAUGAUUAUAUCUCUUCACAAAUAUCUUUAUUUCUCAACAGAAAUACAUCCUCGCCUUCUUUUGGUCGCCAUUUUUAAAUAUUCUGACAAUACACAGGAAAGGGGUAUCAAGCCGAAGAAAGUAACUCUUUCGUUGAAAAAUGUUAUUUUUGGUUUGGUUUGUCGCGACUAUGUCAGUGAGAUUUCACAAUAUAUCCGCAUAUUUCAUAUUGUUGAGUUUAGUAACCACUCACCUACGGUCGCAUGGCAUUGUGGUAGUAUAUCCUGUCGCAUUAACGUGCGCAAAAGUAUCACAGAAGUACAAGGGAGGAUGCAAAAUUUUGUACAAGCCAAGCGGGAGUUAAACGCCAUAUUCGGAGACCUUACAAAGUAUCUUGAAGUCCGUAGUGAAUUCUCAGCGGACUACAGAAUAGCUGAUGAAGAUGAGCGAGACAUCGAUAAAUUUUCAAGCGAGGUAAGAGUUUUGAAUAUCGCGCAAAGGGACACGACAAUCAAGAAUUGGUAUUAAAUUAAAUAUUGUGAAACCGGUGUAUAUCACACAACCUUUUGAUUGUUUGUAAUUUUUUUUUUUAUAUUUAUUUUAUUACUUCAAAGCUACCUUGAUUGAUACUUUGAUAAAUUUAUUUAUUUAUUUGUUCGCACAAGCAUCAUAAUUAUAGCAACACUGGGUGAAGCGUUUAACUUGGGCUUAUUUCGGAGACCCCCUUUACUACCUGAUAAGACAAGUCUGGCAGUCAAUGAUUACAGAUCUUAUACAUUGAUUUACAGAUUCGUGAGUAAGUUACAUUGGUAUUGAAUAUAUUACUAUAAACUAUUCAUUAGAAUAUAAUUUUUAAAUUUUCGCUUAAAAGUCGAUUUAUACUGGAUAUUUUUUAGAUCACUUGGUAAGCUGUUGUAUACAUCAACUCCUUUAAAACUAAUGCUUAAUUUCCUGAGGUUUGUUUUGACACAAGGCCUGCGUAAUUUUUUGUUUGAACGAGUGUUGUGGUUGUGAACUUCUUCAUUAGUCCUAAAAAUAUUUUUUGAUGAGAUAGGUAAUUGAUUAUUUGAAAAUUUUUUCAUUAAGAUAGCAAUAGUGUAAUAAUUAACUUGAUAAACAUUCAGUAUCUUCAGAUUAUCAAAUAAUGGUUUUGAGCUGUGAUUGUAUUCUUUGAAGGUUAUUAUUCGUACAAGUUUCUUUUGCAGUUUGUAUAUUUUCUCGAGAUGAGUCUGAUAUGCAUUAGCCCAUACAACAUUGCCAUAAAAAAUAUUGGGGUAGAUCAGGGCAUAGUAAAUUGAUUUCAGUGACAAUCUAGUUACAAAAUGCCGUGCUUUACAUAAUAUACCUGUUAGCCUUGAUAUUUUGUUUGCAAAGAAAUUAAUGUGUUCUUUCCACUUCAGUUGGUUGUUAACUAUUGUUCCAAGAAAUUUUGUGCUUUUUACUUGAGUAAUAUAAUGAUCUUUGAUUUUUAUAUUUAGUUGUUUAGUUAUUUUUUUGCUUGAUGAUUUAAACAGCAUGAAAUUUGUUUUUGUAAUAUUAAGUGAUAAUUUGUUUAGUUGUAGCCACGUAUUGAUUUUAAUGCAAUGUUGUUAUAUUUACAAUAUUGUUUAAAAUUUGUACAUACACCAUUCAGGAUUUUCAUGGAUUAAGCUUUUAGAUAGAUUGCACAAUAAUUGGUUAAUGCAAAAUACAGACUGCAGACUGCAGACCAGGGGUAAAGUGUAGACUUGGUUCUAUGAGAACCAACCGUUUAUGACUAUGGUUGUUAAGACUUUGUUGAGAGGUUUUUAAUUGGACCCCUAUCUCGCACCCACAAAUUUGCAUUAAAUUUAAGGGACUUGUCCACCUAGCUUCACAGCACAAAACAAAGGUACAAGAAAUAGGUUUUAACCCAACAACAUCAGUUAAAAAAACGCAAAAAUUUGUCCACAUUCAGUUUUUAAUUCAUAUCUCAACAAAUAUUUACAGGAAUAACACCUACAAUAUGUCAUUUUAAAGUGUAUAAAGUGAGCUUCUCAGGAAAAAAAAAUUCAUCAUUGAAACCCAGGACUUUCCUAAAAAGAAAAUUUAAAACACAAAAUAAGUAAGACAUAGUAUAAAACUUGAGGUCAAAGUCACUUUUCCUCAUAGGUAUAGGUUAAUUAAGAUUAAUUGAUAGCAGAAGUUAAUUAUUAACAUGUCAGCUACAUUUCCUGAAAAUCUGAAAGAAAAAGAAUAAAUAAUGAAUUUUUUAUGAAUUUUUAUGUGCACCCAUGUCAUUCCAAAAAAAUUAGCAAAAAUUUGUCCACAUUCAGUUUUUAAUUCAUAUCUCAACAAACAUUUACAGGAAUAACACCUACAAUAUGUCAUUUUAAAGUGUAUAAAAUGGGCUUCUCAGGAAAAAAAAAUUCAUCAUUGAAACCCAGGACUUUCCUAAAAAGUAAAAUUUAAAACACAAAAUAAGUAAGACAUAGUGUAAAACUUGAGGUCAAAGUCACUUUUCCUCUCAGGUAUAGGUUACUUAAGAUUAAUUGAUAGCAGAAGUUAAUUAUUGUCCAGUAAUUGAAAUUGCUGAUGUGUAAUGAAAGUCUAUCACUACUACUUUCAAGGGAAAACAAAGUAUAUAUGAGCUACAUGUAUGCUAAAGCUACCUAAUGUUGCUCAACAGAACUGUUUGUUCCUUAACAAGGGAAAUGUAUUUAGCUUGCUGUGAACUGCCUAUUCAAACACUAAUGUUUCUAAUUGUUCUUACCUUAAAACAAUAUGUCAAUGCCAAAACCAUUUGAGGAAGUGAAGUUCAAGAAAUCAAUCGCCAUGACAAUUAUUGCUAGCCUCUAAGACAACAAUUUCACAAUCUCAUUUAUGGACACUGUGACUUAAGUUCUUUGUAGAACUUAUUUGUGGUGCAUCUCACUCUAUGCACACUCUAGGUACCUGCACUGUCACUGCAAUUUUUUAAUGUAAUUAAUUCUUAUUAAGUCAGUACUGAUUAUUGCAUUUCUCUCCCACAGGUGUUAGGCUUUCUGGCUCAGGUUUCAAGCAUCUCAGAGAUAAUAUCAAGGGAUCAGAUGAAGGUGGCAUUCUUUGGACGAACCAGCAAUGGAAAGAGCACUACAAUAAACGCCAUGCUACAAGAUAAGAUCUUACCAACAGGAAUGGGCCAUACUACAAAUUGUUUUCUCAGUGUACAUGGUUCAGAUUUAACAGAUCCAUAUAUCUUGGUUCCUGGUAGUAAUGAAAAAAAGAAUGUGAAGGUAUAUCUUCUUAAAAAUUAUUGUAAGUUUCUCCUUUGUAAUAAUUAUUUGUACCACAUUUUCUUGAAUAUGCAACAAGUGCAUUUAUUUCAAACUUUGCCUGGUGUAUCUGGUGUUUAUAAACAUCAGGAUGGUGUUUCAAUCUGGGUUUGGUGAGUCAACUUUUCAUAAUAUCCAUAUUUCAAGACUGACAGGUAGUUGGUUAGGAAAACAUGAUUUUUCUCUGUCAAACUGUCACUUAGUCUUGUAACCAUAAAUAUGAUUUAAGGUUAAUAACCUGUAUUUGAUUUUUAUAGCCUGACAGCAAAUAAAGGCCUAAACCUUGAUCAAUUACUCAUACCGUUUAAUUCUAAACUAGCAGUAUUUCUUUGGUGUUUAAAUAGUUUUAACAAUUAAUUUUGGUUUGACAUUCAGUUUAGACAACAUUAAUGGUACUUAAACUAUCUUAAAGCGUAAAAAUACUUAUGAAAUAGAUUAAAUAAUACUCCAAUUGAUAUCUGCCCUGCAUAAGUUAAUGAAUAGUUAAUAAUCAUGAUACUUACAUACUUUUCUUUUUGGUAUCGAAACAGUCAUUAGGUCAACUUGCCCAUGCCUUGUGCAAAGAAAAGCUUGAUCCUAGCAGUCUUGUUCAAGUGUUCUGGCCAAAGUCCAGGUUUGAUUUUGUUUUGUAAUUUUUAUAUCAUUCACAUGUACUCACAGGUAACUGUUGUCCCUGUCAAUCAAAGUGCAUUUACAGUUCAACCUUGCAAACUUUAUUCAUUAGUUGUAAAAGUAGAAUCAUUAUGUUGUUUCCUAUGUUGUACAUGAAUUGUUCUUGUCCAGGUUUUUUCCAAAGAGGUUAAGUUUGUCAACAUUUUUUGGCUUCAAAUUGAUUCUGUGAUUAUGUAUUAGACUUAUCAUAAAAUAUCUGAUUGGUCAAGAGCAUUCAAUCAAUAUACAAAAGCAGAGGAAGUUGACAAGAUAACCCAACAUUGUAUUUAUCAUUUGGAGUUUAUAGUCUGCCUUAAGUGUCCAAGCCCUUACCGUGUUUCUUCACCUAUAAGUCAGGACCCUAAAAGUUAGAGACCUUCCAACGGACUUGUGUUGUCCAAAAGGAACAGAAAGACCACCGGCUAUAAGCUAUAAUUCAUGAUUGUAAUGGGCCAUUUGAGGGAGUGAGCCUCGCGCAAACAAUUGGGAAAUGGCUCAGUGAACACAAAAGCUAAUGGAUGAGAAUAAACCCAAAAGAAAAAAAAGCAAAUCAGUGAAGAUGUUAAUACUACUACAGUAUGUGUACAUGACUGCAGAAACACAACAAUACUCUCAGUUACUGUAACCUGACAAACAUUUCAAUCGAGAAUCUCUUUCAUCUCUGUUAUUUUUCUCAUCAUGCCAAAAGCACACUGCUCUUUGUAUACUAUAGCUUUCAAGAUAAAAUUUAUCACAGAGGCUGAAGCUGUAGAAAACAGCUCAGAAAUCACUCAAGAUCAUGGACAUAGUGAGUCCGUGGUGCAACGCUGGAGAAGAGACUAGGUGGCUACUCUUUCUGGCAAGCUUAAGAUGUCUGCAAAACAUGCAAAAAUGGGCCAUUUCACUCCCAAGUGUCCUGAACUAGACAAGCAAGCAAUGGAGGGGUUUUCACAGUAGAGAGACCAAAUAUUUCGUUUGUAAUGUGAAAUGAGAAGAAUUUUUGCCGAGUUGAGUGAGAUCGUCCUUCAAUGCGUGGGAAGCAGAGAAUCUGAUUUGUGGUCAGAAAUAUGUUGUUGUCAUGACAAUUUUAAAGCAUGUCAUGAAAAGAGCACUGCAGUCAUGGAAUUUGCAUUCCUUUCACAUCAUCAUUAAAUUUGUACUUGUUUUUGAAUCCCAAAUCCUUGGCGAUAAGCUGAACCCCAUUUCUUGCGAAAAAAUCUCCCAAACUUUUGUGUCAAAUACUGAAAAAAUCACUUGGCUUAUAGGUGAAGAAAUGCGGUACUCCAUGAAGUGUUCUUAAACUUUUGCAAACCAAAAGAAAUGUGUCUUCUUUUGCUGAUUGUUUUUAAAAAAAUGUGUAAUCAAAACAAUUACCAAAUUCAGUUUUUUACAUGAUUUCAUAAAUUAUUAGGCAUUGCGUCUUUGUAAUCUGCCUCAGCCUUCGGUUUUGGCAGAUAACUUAGAACUCAGCUUUGUUAAUUCAAGUUAUCACGCUCAACUUCCUUGUUUAAUACACAUACAAGUAUAAAGCUACGUCAUUGGUUUUUCAAUGAGUGUCCAGUGAAAUUAAUUUUUUUCUUCUAAUAACCACUUGGCUCCUAAAUUUUUCAAAGUGGUAGCCAAUUCCAAAAAAGUUGAAAUGCACUUCUAGUAUUGAAAAGCUCUUAGAAAGACUGCCUCUUGUGUCUUAAGAAGAUGUAAAAAACGUUCCACACACAAUACACAUGUUCUAGAUUAUGCAUUUCACAUUACAUCAGAGGGUUUGUAUCAUUACAAUAAAGUGUUACCUGUACAUCGUCAUCACUUGUGAUGGUUUCAAAUUUUUUCAACUUCAGAUGUAAAAUGUUGUCAAAGGAUGUUGUUUUGGUGGAUAGGUAAGCAAAAUACAAGUGAUUAAAUGUACUGUAUAAUUAACCUUGUGAGCCCUAAGAAUUAAACUUCUCCUUACAGUUUCACUCCUGAUUUACACAUUAAGAUCACAAGAAUUAAAAGAAAUGAUCACCAACUAAAGAAGCUCUGGACUGUUCGGCAAAUUGUAUUUGUCUACACCUUAGGGAAUGUAUAGAGGACAGCUAGGAGAAUAUGCAUACCUAUGUUAGAGUGUGAAGGUUUAAGAAGAACAAAAAGACAAAAGAACAAGAAAACAUUGAAGACAAUAGGUUAAUGAGGCAUUGCUCUAUUGUGACAUGUUCUGUGUAUUCUACACCAAGAGGAAGCCUGAAAUUGCAAUGUAAAUAUUCACAGACAACUGUUAUUUUAGUCCUGGUAUAGAUGUGAACCAUAAUCUUGAUCUGUGGAUAGAUAAGCACUGUUUGGAUGCUGAUGUGUUUGUCCUGGUUGUUAACGCGGAGUCAACGCUUACAGAUGCGGUAUUUUCAUGACCAUUCAUGUGCUAUGUGUUAAUUUAAGAUACAUCACAUACAAACUUAUAAUUUGAUUGAAUUUUUUUUAACUUUCAGUUGCUUUAAAAUGUGACUUGUUACAGGACAAAUUUAUCUAAUGUGGUAGCAUUCAUAGAGGUAACCUUCCCAUGCUUGUGUAGUUUCUCAUUUGACCCUUGUCAUUUGCAGGAGAAAAAAUUUUUUCGGAAAGUGAAUCAGCGUCUUUCAAGACCAAACAUCUUCAUUCUAAAUAACAGAUGGGAUGCGACUGCAUUGGAACCUGAUAUGAUGGAGCUGGUUAGUAAGCACUUAUUUGUUCUUGAUAGCCAUUCAAAUUUGAAAUCAAAAGAUGUCAAAAAUGGAAUCAAAACACAACACUGGAGUUGCCUUUCAUUUCAAACACUCUUUCCAUAAGAAAUUGCUGCUGGAAAAAAGUAAUGAUAGAUUCAUAGUGGGAGCAGGGGGGGAGAUUCAUAGUGGGGGGGGGGGCUUAGAUAGAUGGGAAGGAUUAAGGUAUGAUGAUGGAUGGGAUAACAAACCACUCAUCCCACCUUCUCCCAUCCACCUGGACAACAACUCCUUUCCCCUUCCCUCCCCCCUCCCUCCCCUCCCUCCCCUCCCCUCCCCCCACUUUCAGAUGAUAGUGAUAAAGUGUGAGUUUUAAAUUUUUUUUACCUGGUUUCUUAAGGUGAAACAUCAACAUCUCACUGGAAGCAUCAGUUUUCUUGUUGAUGAGCUUCAGUGUGUAGACAAAGGACAGGCAGAAGACAGAGUGUUUUUUGUCUCAGCUAAAGAGGUAAACUGCUGGAUAUUAUAUAUCAGGGUUUACAAGGACCAAUUGCAAAUAACUUUGAACAAGUCUUCAAGUUUUGCUACUGCUAAGUAAAGAGGCAUUUGAUACAGGACACACCUCUUCAUUGAUUUAUUUUCCCACUUUCUUUUCCUGUUUCUGUUUUACCCAGACCUUAAUGACUAGAAUGCAGAAUCACCAAGGAAUGCCUCAAGGAGGUAUGUGGCUGAUCAAAAUGUGCAUUCUCUUGAGACAGCAUGGACAAACUGUUAAAAAGUAAGAUUUUAUAUUAAAUCAAGUAACUAGCAUUGCCAUGUUGUUUUUCAGGUGGUGCCAUUCAUGUUGAAGGAUUUCCUGCUCGACAGUUGGAGUUUGAGAACUUUGAACACAAAUUUGAGGUAUUGUAGCUGCUGUUCAGGCUUACAAUCCAGCAUAGUUUUUAGGUAACCACAAGUCUGUCAGCAGAUCACUUACAAACCAAAAGAUGAUCAGCAAAAACAUUUGAUGAUUGCAAUGUUGAAAUUAAUGGCAUUGUUAUUCAAGGAGUACAAACUUGCUAAUGGUAAUCUCGCCCAUUCAAGCUAAUUACAGGUGGUUUACCAUCGCCUGAAAGACCCCUAACUGUUAUAUGUUUAGCAUUGAAAGGGGCCUCCUGGCCCCUUUACCUGGGAACUACCACCUUCAACACCAUAGGCAGCUGCUCAUGGAAAAGGUUAUUGAAACCCCUGGGUCUAUUGUGUGUUAAAUUAUUGGUCAGAGCCAGGCAAAGGUUGCUACCACAGAGUCGUGAUGUAUAUGUUAGUUAAUGUACUUUUUCCAUUUAAAGUUAAACACAUGUGCCUGUCAAGAGUUUGUGUCAAUUAAUUACUCUCACUUCACAAUAGAAAUUUUACAUUCUUGAUUUUAUAGGAGUGCAUUACAAAGUCAGCCAUUCAAACCAAGUUUGAAUCUCAUGCAGUCAGUGGACUGAAAAUUGUAAACACAUUAGAGGUUCUUAUGGAACAAAGAGUGGAUUCUGCAUCUCAGCAAAGGUGAGAAAGAGACAGAUAAUUUUUUCAUUUUGCUUAAUGAUUGUGAUUUUAGUUAAUUGUCAGGUUUGCUGAAUUCAUAAUUAUGUUCUAUUUUGCUCAGAUCUAAACUAGAGGAAAUCAAGAAGAAGCAAGAGAAUAGACUGGAGUAUGUGAAGGAACAGCUUAGAAUUUAUACAAGUGACACUGAACGCCAGAUCAAGGAAAUCACCUCUAAAGUUCAGAGUCAGGUAAUAAAAUAACUACUUAAAUGUUCUUUAGGAGGCACAAGUUUAAAACUUGUGGUUUAUUCAGUCUUGAAUCACAGUAAUUUCAAGUUUUUCACAAUGUAAGGUUUCAGAACAGGAAGAUCAAAAAGUAUGUUAUCAAAUGGAUGACUUUUUUUGACAUGCUUCUCAGAUGCUUGUCAGGUGCCUUUGAUAUGCAUAUCAAAUUUACUUUGAAGUGUGUGGUAAAAUCUUAUCAAGAGUUUACCUUAAUUUUACUGCUGUAGUGCCUGAGUACACACAGAUAUGCACCUAAUUUGUAAUAAGUAUGAUGACCUAUAGUAAUGUUACGAUAUAAUCUAACCUACAGAAAAACACUACAAUCUCACAAACUCUACUAAUUUAUUAAACAGCGAGUGAUGUUCUUAACAAGGAGCUAAUCCUAAAAGCAGUACAAUACUUAUCGUUAAUAAACUUUAUUAAGCCCACCACAGUCUAUAUCCUAGCUCAUCACCGAUACAAUCUCACUGCUGUCUCCAAAGGUCCUUGAAAUGAGGUAUGUUCCACAGUAACACUCUCUCUCUCGGUAUAGUUUUCAAAACAGUUGUCGCUCCAACAACAACAACUACCCCUACUACUACAUGAGUCUUUUUAUAUCUUAACAAAGUGUUCUGGAACAUUCCAGAAGCUUACAGAAGAACUAUUUUAGUAGUAUUACGUAAUAAGUGCGUGACUUGAUGAAAUGUUGUGGAAGUUCUAUGGUAUGCAAGUCAGCAUGACUAAGCAGUCUGGAGAUCUUUAGAAGCUUAUAUUUUUAAAAGUUACACAUAAUAGUAGUGAGGAUAAACACAAAUCAGAACACAACCUUACAGAACUAAACUGUCGGAGCUUUUCGCAAUUUCCACACCCAGAGUAUUGCUACUCCCCCCUGAAAUGGAAAGCCAGUCCAUCCCAUGCUACCCGUCCCCCACCCUGACAACAGUUCUUCAUGUUUUCCCAAUCCCUUGUUUGUAUCCAUUUUUACUCUUAGGCCUUUCCGCACCAGCGGACAAAACUAGAAUUGUCCCAAAAAAAACCAAAGGACAACUUUUGUCAAAUUUCAAAGCCGUCAGACUCCGUCAGCGCCUGAUCAGUUCAUAAGACCGGCCGGCAAAGGAUUCCACCUUCCAUUUCCAAGAUUUAUUCUAAGUCGUUUUAAAAUUUUAAGAAACCCUGAGUGUUGCAACAAAAGACAUUUUGUGCCUUUCUAGUUAACUGAUUUCAGUUCAAUAACACGCUGGUCGUAGCUUUUACGACAGAUGAAUCACAAGUUUAUCACGGUUUUGUUUAUUUGGUCGGUUUUGUCCAGUUUUUACCUAGGACAAAUUCUUUUGGCGUUGGGUUUGAAGAUUUGUCCCCUUCGGCCAAUGAGAAAGUCUGAUGUUGCUUACUCGACAAAAUUUUUCCUUUCUUUAGGUGACUGAGGCUAUGACAGAAGAGAUUGGUCGACUGGACGAGCUGGUGAAUGAGUUCGAUCAUCCAUUCCAUCCUCAUCCUAAGUUCCUCGAAACAUACAAAAAGGUGAAAAUUACAUGUGUAAACAGUUUUGUUGCCGAGCAACAGCUGCAAUGGAAGAAUAAUCUGAAAUUGAACACUUUAUCACUCAUUAUGUCAAUAGGAGCUGUGCAAUCACAUAAAGAGUGGCUUGGGAAGGAAUAUGGCGGCUUGUUGUUCAACUUUUCAAACUCAGGUGAUUUGUGAGGCACAAAAAGAAAUGGCAGGUCAGUGUUCAGGAACUAAUCUAUGUUACAUGAAUGAUGUGUGAACAUGCAUGUGUACGUAAGCCUAAAAAUUCUUGAAUGAGUAUAUAGUGAAUUGCCGGAAUUAUCUGAAGAAGUACCUUUGAAAAACAGCUUGCAUCAGUUUACAGAACUGGUCGAGCUAAAACCUCCCAUGUCUUCCGCCACUGUGAUUUUUCUGAUCGUAGGUCACUCUCGCAUUUUGCACAAGGAUUUUGAUAGCUAGUUGUCAAACCUGUCAAUUUUAUCACGCCGCAUCAAUCAGAAGUGCCAUUCGUGGGCAAACAGAUUUUUCAAAAGCUUGGAUUCGCUUGCGAGCCUUCCUUCCUCUCCCGACCCCAACCCCAUCCUGCGACUCUUUUACUCUCGUUCCGCGCAUUUCGCGCGGUUAUGAUAUUAAAAAGUUCAUCUCUCCUACUGGAACGCUUGUUACGGAGGCAAUGCAUUAGGGUAACAAAAUAACUGAGGUAGAGUAAUAACUGAAGGUAAAUCAUAAAGUCACUUAUAUGAAAGGGAAAAAGAAGGCGGGGGGGGGGGAGGAUUUAGGAGAGGAUAACAUUGUUUCAAAGGGGGAAAGGAAGGGCGGGGGGUUCAGUCAUCAUCGACAGAGUAUAAAGUGGGACUGUUGAGAAUUGACUGCCAACACUAAUUUACUGCCAGCGAGGGGGGGGGGAGGGAAAUCAUAAGAAUAUUACAGGGCCUUAUGAGGGGAUCUGGUAAAUUUUAUCGUGAUAAGACCGACAUCCUCCGACCCCCACCCCCAUCCCCUCAGAUGAUAACUAAUGACUGGUCCCUUAGGUACAUAUGAAUAUAUUUUUCUUUUCCCAGAUCGCCUUCGUAGUCUUCUGCCCGAAACACCAGAGGUAUCUCUUGAGCCCGGCACCCCAGCGUGAGUAUUGUGUCCCUUAACCCGUUAACCCUUUACACCCUAACAUCCACAUGCAUAUUCUCCAUACUGUUCUUUAUACAUAUCCUAUGCUGCUGACAAGGAGAAUUUGUUUAACAAUCAAGAGCUUCUUUAGUUGGUGAUCAUUUCCUUUAUUCUCAUGACCUCAAUGUUUGUUUUAGGGGUGAUGCUGGGAGGAGAAAAUAGUUACUAAUCACUCUCAGGAGUUAAAGGGUUAAACCCUUACAUCAGUAUGCAUAUUCUCUAUACUGUUCUCCACACAUUUCCUAAUGUGCUGACAAAGAGAAUUUGUUAAACAGUCAUGAGCUUCUUAAGUGGGCGUUCAUCUCCUUCAUUCUCGUAACCUGGACGUUUGAUUCUCCGGUGAUAUUGUAAGGAGAAAUUAGAUGCUGAUCAAGGGUUAAGAUCUACUGACAUCAAGACUAUUGGCUUUAGGAAACCAGGAAGCAGACACCCAAGAGGGGAAACGAUUAAAUAUCCGUUUUUGUUGUUACUAAUUUCUUUAUCUUGUUUGUUUGUUGUAGUCUUGAUUUCCAAGCGAACUUCGAACUGGAUGUGCCCCGUCUGUGCACUGAUUUUCGUGAAGAUAUCGAGUUUCGCUCCUCUCUUGGCUGGCAAGCGAUUUCGAGGAAGUUCUUGGCGCCUCGUAAUGCAAGACUAGCCAUCGCUUUGGGAGCGAAUGUAAGAACACUUCUUUAGUACUGGGACAACAAACGAUGAAAAAAAAAUUACCCUAGUCAGAGAAGAGUUAAGGUCGAAGGAGCACAUGAAGAGUAUUAAAUUGUUUACUGUAAUUCUAUUUCAAACGAGGAAAUGGCUGAAAGAUAUUUCUGAGUUGUUGUUUUGAUCGACAAUUAACUCCUCUGCUCCAUCACUCUAGCCUUCCAUAUUUGAUAGAUGUUGAGGGCUCGACCGCCUAAAACACAGUAUGGAUGAACUGUACUCCGGAAUGAUUAAAACCCGCACUUCAUUUUAUUUUAAGUUAGGAAAAAGAAAAAAAUAGGCGGUAGUUCUGUAGCUGAUUACCAUAAAAUAAGUUAUAACGUUCCCAACGAAGCUAAGAAAACACGUGCUUUUGAAGAAUAUGAGAAAAAAAGAAAUAGAAGGAAAAAUUGCUUUCAAUUGGAAUCGAUCUUCAGUCUUUUCCCUUGUGAGGUGAAGUGCAAUCCAUUGCGCCUCAAUUGUACCGAGGUUGGAUGGAUAUGUCGCCCCUCGAUAACCUAUUUUCGAACUGUAGUGGCUCAUGACAACUUCGAUUUUAUCUAAGAUUCAGCGAAAGGUGCAGAGCUUGGUACCUACCGGACCAGCUGUGGUACCAGGGUUAGCUUCACCAACGAUUUCCACUGGUACACUGGCAGUCAUAGUGGGAGGACUGGUAAGGUUUAAGAUAUUUUAUUGAGUUAGAGAACCUCAACCAUAAAACAUAGCGGUCAAACGUCGGGCAUGCGCGAGGGGAUCAAUUCUUGCCGGCCGUGCUUCAAUUUCCCGCAUAAAAUUUCAAAUGAAAACAUAAGAAACAACCGUUGUCUUGCAAAGUAAGCGAAAGAGAAUCGAAACGAUUAUAGAAAUCUGCUAAAGGAAACAAAAGCAGGGAAAAGGAAAGAGCGAGACAUUUCUAACACUAAGCUUUUUCAAGUACUGGUAUCCUGUUGAUUUACCGAACUUUUUUGAGCUUUACCAUAAGAAAAUGCUUUUGAAACAUAACUUACCGGAUUGUGUGGUUGUUGGUAACUCGUGUGAGACGACUUGUAUUUGACAGCCUCAGAGCGCUUCACCUAGUCAUGACAACCCUCGCAACAUUACAGAUUUAUGUAUGCCUAUGCGAAGCGUCCAUUUCAAUUCGUGUUUCUCCAACUGCAGAUUUGGAAGACUGUAGGAUGGUGGUUCAUGGCUUUGUGUGUGGGGUUAUACAGUGGAGUACAUGUAAUUGAGCGGGUAUGUUGGACCAAUGGUGCUAAAGAGAAAGCUUUCAAACGACAGUUUGUGGAUUACGCUUCUGAAAAGCUUCAGGCAGAAGUCAGUGUCAUUAGCGCCAAGUGCAGUGGACAAGUGCAACAGUAAGUUUGGCUGCCAUGUGAUUUUUGAAGCGUCUUUGAUGCGAUUGUUGGUUGAUUUUCUUUUACCUACAAAGCCUUGUGAGUAAAAUUAGACGAAGUGUCAUUCUUUUGACCAAUUAAGGCGCACAUUGUUCAAGAGUCGCAAAUUUUCCCGCGGUUUACACUCGCUGUCUUGCCAAUCAGACCAGGUGUCAUACUUUUGACCAGUCAGGUUACAGAGAAUUAAACUGACGCAAAUUUUCCCGCGCUUUACGCUCGGUGCCAAACAUAAAUUUGUUCCUCUAUUGAUUGUUGCCGCGUAACAGCACCAUUUUGAGCCAAAACUUAAGCCAUUUAUCCCAUUGAUGCCUUUCAGCUCAAGUGACUGUCGUGUUUGCGAAAAUGCUGUCAUCGUCUUGUUCAAACUCAAGCUCUCUAGCACAUAGCAGAGGGUAAAUUCACUUGACCUGAAACUUAAUGUUGAAACGGUGCCAUAUGCUAAAAGUAUGGAAGUGUUGAUUGGAUGGUACGAGAGCAGAAACCUAACGAUUCCAGAAUAGUCCAUGGCUCUUUGAUUUUGCACCCAGUGGGCAUGCUAUUCUGAGCAUGCAAAGUCUUAGUGUCUUCACCUCUGUCAUGCUAUUAUUUCUAUGCCAAGAAAACACUGCUAUUUGUUGUUAAAAGUGUUGAUUCAAUGGAAUGUUCAGCCUGAAAACUGAUUGAUUCUGCAGAGGAACUUUUAUACCUCGGCUGCCUUUGGUUUAACUGAAUAUCACUUGCUGAAUAAUUCCUCAUACAUGUUUGUUAUUUUGAUCAUGUUAUGAGGAUUACUGCGUAUUAAUUCCACGUGUUUAUAAUAUGUGGUGUUAUCAGCGUAAACUAAAAAAUUAGACCGAUUCUCCACAAGUUCAUUCCGGUCUUAGCUGUUAUCUUGUUACAGUGCGUGUGUCGGUUCGUUCGCUUUUAAUCGCGCGGUAUUUCAACGGUUUGGCGAUAAGAUACAUAAAAAUGCAAUAACAACUCCCCGGUUACUAUAGAUAAAGAAACAUUUUAUUUUAUUUUAUUUUAUUUCAGAGAACUGACCUCAACCAUCGCGAAGCGUGGGUCUCAGGUUCAGAGAGAAAUGAAAAAUUUGAAAGGAAGCAUCCUCGAACUGUAUAAAGAAAUAGAAAGGCUCAAGAAAAUGGAAAAUGAUGCGGAAAUAUUAAGGUAAUUCUUUCCUACGUAUUGGCAAUUAAUUGAUGACAACAGCUGAAGCAGAAACUGAGGUUUACGGAGGGAAGGGGAAGAAAUUAGCAGCGAAAUGGGGGUGGGGUGGGGGAAAAUGAUUUUCUUCUGAACUCAAAUGUAUCAUAACCUCCCUCUUCGCACUGGGUUGGUAUUCUCUUUUGCUGAAGGGAACGGUGUGACAUGGAUAAGGGAUUACUCACGGCUUCUUAAACUAGCAUUCUCAAGAAAGGAUUUUGUGAAAAUGAUAGGAAGGGGGGGGGGAGUGAGAAUUACCCCUUGCUCCUUCAUAGACCACCAUUUCAUCUUAGGAAAUAUUUUUUUGUCAAGGGGAAGGGGAUAGAGGGGAUUUGAGAUUACCCUCAACUCUCCCUUCACAGACAACUUCGUCAUCCUAAGAAAUAGGAGCAUCGUUUGUAAUUAUAUAAACAUUAGCAUCAUCAGGGAGUGUGCAGCAUCAGAAGUUCUAAGUGAGCUCGCUUUCUGUCCUUAGGAACGAAGCAAGUCGGUUGGAAAGCGAACUGUCCCAAUUCAUCACCGAAUUUGGUUUGGAAAAGAGCAAGAUGUGAAAGGAUGGCUUCUUGAAGUCCUAAAACUUCCGAAAAUAUAGUCUGUAGCUUGUGUAACUAGAAAGUUUUGGUUGGUCAAUGAAGAUUUAUGCGGCCGAGCGGUAGUUUGUUCCUUCACAUUCCCGUCGUGACUGGCACGGUUCUGUCAACCAAAACUGCCGCAAAACUGUUAGUUACGCAGGCUUUAUCAUCCCUAUCUCCUUUUUU
Pocillopora meandrina is the source of this 15591-nucleotide messenger RNA. The record is from the annotation of a GenBank genome assembly. Lineage: Eukaryota; Metazoa; Cnidaria; Anthozoa; Scleractinia; Pocilloporidae.